Messenger RNA from Thermothelomyces thermophilus ATCC 42464, 2424 nucleotides. RefSeq lists its product as uncharacterized. Bases 1 to 2424 code for a protein of 807 amino acids. Lineage: Eukaryota; Fungi; Ascomycota; Sordariomycetes; Sordariales; Chaetomiaceae. The record is from RefSeq and is a predicted model, not a curated record. The transcript has 5 exons.
AUGCCAGAGGUCAAAGUCGGGUUUCCAGUUGCCGAGGAGUUUUCGGUGGCGCGCAUCACGGACCACGUAUGGCUUCUCCGCAGAUUCCGCGCCCUGUUCAACCACGUCGAAUCGCCGGGGCGCCACGAUUCCAACUAUUAUCCCGAGCCGCCCCCAGGCAAUGAGGUGUCGUCUCGGAACGCCGCGGGCCAGUGGAGGGUCCAGGCGUUCUUGAUGAACGCCGAGGUGCGGUAUUCGUUCUACCUCCGCCUGUUGCGGGAGUGGGUCGUCAAGGACGACGCCGACAAGCCGGACACCCACGACGACAGCUCCGACGGCGACAACCGGGAGGAUGACGGCUGGGCUGCCAGCUGGCCGCUGCCCCCCUGGGACGUGGCCCUCGUGUUCUACAUCCACAUGCUCUCCCCGGAGCGGUUCCGGAAGGACAUGGCGGCCGAGUACCCCCCUCUCUGGCACGCCCGCCUCUCUUUCCCGCUCGCCAGGCUCAGGCAGCACCCACGCGGCCACGAGGCCUCGCAGCGCAAGUGGGAGACCAUGUUCCCCGACAUCCCAUACCGGCUCUUCGAGUUCGAGCCCGACGGCGAGACCCCGCGCCUUUCGACCAGCAUCGGGCGCCCCCUCGACGUCCGCGGCUACAAGUGCGGCUCCGACGACUGCACCGCCAACACGCGGAGGAACAGGUGUCGGAUCAUCAUCCCCAUGGCCGAGUGGUCCGCCUACCGGCUGGGCAAGCGACGCUCCCCAACGUGCCCCUCGUGCAGGAUGGCCUUCUCGUCGCAGCGGGCGGGGUACAACUCGGCCUUUGCGCGCUUCUGCGAGGCCGUCUUUGGCCAGCACGUCUUGGGGCUCUGGGAUGCUCCGCUCCGCCAGAUGGCGUUUGUAGAUCGGAUCCUGGCCGAAACCACGACGGCGACGGCGACAACGACCAACACGGCCGCCGGCGGCAGCUCCACCACCAUCACGUUCUCCCCGGCCCAGGUGCCCGCCUGGCAGGCCCGCUACCUCAAGUUCCUCGGCCUCAUCAAGGCCCACCGGUCCACCACCUUCGUCCCGACCCUCGACAUCGACCUCGUCUGGCACACGCACCAGCUCGCCCCGGCCGCCUACGACGCCUACUGCCGCGCCCACGUCGGCCACCCGGUCAACCACGACGACACCAUCCCCGCCGCCGGCCGCUCCACCGCCCUCGACGACACCAAGCGCCUGUGGACCCUAGCGUACCGCGAGCUCUACCUCGAUCCGGACUCGGGCGACGGCGACGGCGGCGGCGGCGGCGGCGGUGGCCCGGGGGCGCAGGCGGAGGAGGAGAAGAAGAAAGAGGAGAGCGGAGCGGCGGCAACUCGAAACGGGGAGGGGAAGAAGGGCGGGGAAUGGACGACAACACAGCGGAUGGCGAACGUGCGCGCGUUGCUGCUGCUGGAGAGGGUGGCGGAGUUGGAGACUUGCCUCGCCGACAGAGAGCGGCGGUUGGCCGCGUUCGACGGCGCGGGGACGAUCGAGACGCGGCGCGCCGACGCGGAGCGGAACCGGCGGCGGCGGCUGGUCGAGCACAACCGGUGGACUCGGCUGCGGGACGAGCACAGCACGCUGGCCGGCGCGCUGCGGGGGGCGAAGAAGGCGCGGGACGGCGUCCGGCCGCUGCUCCGGGUCGGACGGUGGUGGCGGUGGUACCCGCGCUCGCGGCGCGAGGAGCUGGCGAGGCGGGAAGCCGCCGUGCGCGAGGUCGAGGCCCGGGCGCGGGCUAAGCUCGACGAGGUCGAGCGGCAGCGAGAGGUCGCCGACGAGGCGGCGGAGCAGUCCCGGCUGGCUGACGAGCGCCUGCGCCGGGCGGAGGCCGACCGCGUCCGGCUCGAGGUCGAGCUCGACGGGCGCGUGAUCGCGGCCGAGAAGAAACUCGUGCGCGACUGCAUCCGCCGCGCCGACCAGCUGAGGGGCGACCCCCUCGGCGAGGGGAUGCUGAGCGUCGUGCCCUCCGAGGCCCAGAUCAGGCCCGCCCCGCUGGUCGGGAACUGGGACCGCGAGACGACGACCGAGCGGGCGUGGCCGGUGAGGUGUUGGGGAACCCGGCCCGGGGCCGGGACCGCUGCUUCAACGUACCACUCCACCUGGAGGCCGGACCGCGAAGGGGGAGGCUCCUUCGGCGGGUUGGCCUUUGGAUCCGACGUUUACGGCAGUUAUGAAGGGUGCGGCGGUGACGGAUGGGGCGGGUCCGGCGGUGGUGGUGAUGGUGGUGGUGGUGGGGGUUCUAGCGGUGGUGGAUGCGGCGGUGGCGGCGGUGGCGCUUCUGAGCCGCUCAAAUUCCCGAGUUGUUUUGGCCUUCUACUCAUGUUCUUCAGCCUCCGACACCACACCCCUGAGAAGAAUAUUCAGGGUGACCUGAAAGGGCGGUUCAUAACGUCACAUCCCGGAGCGUUCGGUAAUUAG